CCCCCGCCGGUUUCCCCCCUCGGGUUCCCGGUCCCUGCGCUGCCCCAGGUCCGCCCCUUCCGUCCGGUGGCCCCGCCUCAGUCGCCCCGCUUGCGCCCCGGAGUUGGGGUGGGGGCGCGGAGCCGCCUGCGGCGGGUGUGAGGCACAAUGGCCGCCCCAGCGCGGGUCCCGGUCACGCGGCAGGUCAGCGGUCGCGCUGCCCCGGCCCCGGCGGCGAGCGGCCCCGAGCGCGGGCAGCCCCUGGCCGCCGCCGUGGCAGAGCUGCCCGUGCUGGACGCCUCCGGGCGCCGGGUGCCGUUCGGCGCGCUGUUCCGGGAGCGCCGCGCCGUGGUGGUGUUCGUUCGGCAUUUCCUGUGUUACAUCUGCAAGGAAUACGUAGAGGAUCUGGCCCAAAUACCCCCGAGUUUCUUACAGGAAGCAAAUGUCAGCCUUAUAGUGAUUGGACAGUCAUCCUACCAUCAUAUUGAGCCUUUCUGUAAACUGACUGGGUAUUCUUAUGAAAUCUACGUUGAUCCUGAGAGAGAAAUUUAUAAAAGAUUGGGAAUGAAAAGAGGUGAAGAAAUUGCCUCCUCGGGAAAGAGCCCCCACGUAAAAUCAAACAUACUCUCAGGAAGCAUUCGGAGCCUGUGGCGGGCAGUGACUGGCCCGCUCUUUGAUUUCCAAGGAGACCCAGCUCAGCAAGGUGGAACCCUUAUUUUAGGUCCAGGUAACAACAUCCAUUUCAUACACCGUGAUAGGAAUAGAUUGGAUCACAAACCCAUUAACUCUGUUUUACAGCUGGUAGGAGUUGAGCACGUGGACUUUACAAGACCUGCAGUUAUCCACGUGUGAUGGUGCGGACUCUGCUGCUUUCAGUGGGCCUGGCUGUGAUCUGGGCUGUCAGCACAUGGUGUCCCUGUGUGGGGCCCCUUGUCUGCUCUUCUCAGCCUUUGAGGAGUUAACAAAUAUAAAGAGACCACGUACCAGUUGCAUUGCUUGCUGGGAGGCACUAUUGUCAAAAAUGUGAUACAUACUUACAAUUUUAUAGCUUUUAGAAUUUUAUACAAAAUCUUAAUUUAUACAGAAUAAAACUUCAAAAGCUGUAAAAUUACAAAUACCUUUUUUAUAUAAUGGUAUGUCCAUUCAAUGAAAGCUUCUAUUGGCCAUUAAAAUAAUAAAUCCUUAUGAAGAACAUAAAAGAGGAAGAGUAAGCAACUCGAGACCAUUUUAGCCAAUGAAAAAAGAACAUUAAAGUCUGUAAACAAUAUCAUCACAUUUUUAUAUGUAUAUGUUUAUGUUUUGUAUGCUUAGAAAAAAAGGAAGUAAAUACACCCUAAUAUAGCCCAGUAGGUAGUUAUCUUUAUGUGGCAGGAUUACGGGUGUUUCAUUUUCUUUUCCAUACCUGUAUUUCCUAUUUGUAAUGAGCAUGAUUGACCUUUUUGGCCAUGAAAAGGUCUUUAAAGAUUAUAUGAAGAAUAUAUUCCAGAUGACAAGCUCCACAAAGAAGCAGUUAGAUAUGCCACAGUCCAUGUUUCUAUCCUAAUUAACUCUUUUGGGAGGAAAUACGGCAAACCAAGUCUUUCAAAGCACCUUGUACCACACACCACUAUCUAUUUCACUAGCAUUUGGGGUUCGAGGGAGAGUAAAAGGAGAAAAGUAUGUUUUAGAUAUUUUAACAUGUUUUUUAAAUAUAGGCUUUUUGAAAGGAAUUUUUGGAAUUGUUUAAACUAAAAAAGCUUUUGUCACUUAACCAUACACUGUGGCUUGGUUGUAUGUUCCUAGAUAGCUUCUAGUUCUCACCCCCAAAUUGCUUUUAUUCAGUGGACUAUUACCACCUUUUAUUUUUCUAGACUCUUAAUAUGUUUACUUGGGAAGUAUCCAGAAAAGUACAGCAAAUUCAAAAUAUUGGUAAUUAUCAGCAAGUGUAAUACUGCUUUGAACUUACAAACCUUUACAUGAAGCAUAUUAAGUCACACACAAAAUACACAUAUAUCCAAAAAAAGUCCAAAUACUUCAAUGUAUUUUUAUGUAUAUAUGCACAAUCAUGUUUUCAAUCAAUAAAAAUGAAAUUUCUCAUAAAACUUAAAAUUCAACAAA
Manis pentadactyla (Chinese pangolin) is the source of this 2076-nucleotide messenger RNA. It is a transcript of the gene PRXL2C, whose product is annotated as peroxiredoxin like 2C. The record is from RefSeq and is a predicted model, not a curated record. The transcript is spliced from 6 exons. NCBI's taxonomy places the organism in Eukaryota, Metazoa, Chordata, Mammalia, Pholidota, Manidae. The coding region runs from base 148 to 831 and encodes 227 amino acids.